This is a messenger RNA of Chrysoperla carnea, 565 nucleotides long. RefSeq names its product probable salivary secreted peptide. The transcript has a single exon. The record is from RefSeq and is a predicted model, not a curated record. Lineage: Eukaryota; Metazoa; Arthropoda; Insecta; Neuroptera; Chrysopidae. Bases 95 to 487 code for a protein of 130 amino acids.
AACUAUCAACAUCCAAAACUAAACUUAUUUAGUUAUUCUGAAGAAUUUUUCUUGUCAACAGCAAUAAAAUAAUUAUUCCAAUAAUAAUUAAAACAUGGCGAAAUAUAGUUUAAUAUUUUUUAUAAUAACAUUAACAGCAUUUUUAACAAUAAAUUCAGUGCAAUGUAAUUCUUCCGAGGAAGAGAAAAGUCAUCAUUUUACAAUGGGUUUUAUGCAAGGCGGUGAUCGUUUAUUGUAUCGUGGAAUAAUCGUAAAAAAAUCGAAAAUCUUACAAGUUCGCACCAAAGAUAUUACAUUCCCUGAAAUAGCCGGAAUUCCAGUUGGACCAACAAUUACAUUCAUUAAAGCUACGGAUCAAUACCAAAAUGGAGAAGGUGGAUAUGCAUCAAUCUACGAAGGUGGAGUUGGCCAGAAAACCGUUACGAUGCAUCUAAAAUCUCAACGUGGUCAUGGAUUUAAUUUCUUGAUUGAAAUUUAUGGACAUUAAAUUUAUCUUAAUUUUGUUAAUUUGUGAAUAAUUUAUUAAAUAAAUAAUUUGUUUAAAUUAUAAUUCUUUUUUAUUUGG